Molecule: messenger RNA, 1318 nt
Organism: Daphnia pulicaria
Lineage: Eukaryota; Metazoa; Arthropoda; Branchiopoda; Diplostraca; Daphniidae
Product: bestrophin-2-like
Exons: 12
Coding region: 96-1208 (370 amino acids)
Molecular function (GO): chloride channel activity
Source: RefSeq, a predicted model, not a curated record
ACGUUCGAAAGAAAACUUGAACAUAUUCCAUAUUCCCAUUGGUGAUGACGACAAUUCUUUGGAUGAAGGCGUCAGUUUGAUUUGAUACAACAUCAAUGCGCGACACCCACUGCUCUGCUGGAUCCGCUGUUAAGUUUGGUCAAAACAUGAAAACGCUGUUGAGAUGGAAGGGGAGCACUUAUCGACUGAUAUGGAAAGAAUUCCUCAUCUAUACGACGCUUUACCUGACGAUUUCAGUUGUGUACGAUUUUGUACUAGAUGACGUUAGCAAAAAAGGUUUCGAAGACAUUGCCGUAUACUGUUCAACAUACACGUCUGCACUGCCAAUCAUUCUGCUCUUGGGUUUCUUUACCUCAACUUCCAUGCAGAGAUGGUUUUCAUUGGUAACUUCAAUGCCAGGAACAACAAAAGUGAUAGUCAAUUUUGUCAUGUCGAUCAAAGAAAAUCAAACGGAAGGUCAUCAAAUAGUGCAGCAAUACACCCGUUGGAUCCUUUUAGGCUGGGCACUUACUUUUCGACUCAUCUGCAAGCCUUUGAAAAGAGUAUUCCCCAAUUUGACAUCCCUUCAAAACGCCGGAUUGCUGCAACCACACGAGACAUUGCUGCUGGAAAGAGAACCGGCCUCCAAUCACCCUUUAGUGGUCGUACAUUGGAAUCUCGCUUUGUUGAAACUGUGUAACCGGAAGGGUAUUUUCAUGGACAUUUCCGAUUAUGGCCGAAAUCAAGAUCUCCUGAUGGGUUUUAAGAAAAGCUGUGGAGACACCAUCAAAUUUGCGUCAAAAAACAUCCCAUUUGCGUUAAUUCAGGCUGUUACGAUUACCGUUUAUUCCUUUGGGUUAGCGUCGCUGAUGGCCCGUCAAUUAACUGAAAAGCACACCCCUACUUCGUUCAUCAUUAAAUAUUUCCCUGUCCUCAACACAUUUCAAUACUUUCUCUACUACUUGUGGUUGAAAUUCGGUCGAUUGGCGGCGUAUCCUUUUGGAGACGACGAGAACGAUAUUGAUAUUAAAAGGAUUUUCCAAGCCCACAUAGAGGACGCAGUUCGAUGGCUCUCUUUAUUAUCACCCGGUUUGACCGAUCAAUUGGUGUCGAUGUCCCUCCACAGUUCUUCGCACGAAUGGAUGAAUUUAGCAUGCCCCAAAGGACAAGAAAGCCUGAUAAGUGAACCAUUGGCAAAUGACAGCAAUCAAGAUAGUGCUAUCAUGUAAUUUCGAAAUAUAAUUUAUUUUAUUCGUUUUAGAUAAAUGCAUAGCAUUGUAAACCAGUAACAAAUUAUCAUUUACAAAAUAAAUGAUACAAAAAAUUAUGUAUAUAUUAU